Hypomesus transpacificus is the source of this 2299-nucleotide messenger RNA. RefSeq names its product cyclin-dependent kinase-like 1 (CDC2-related kinase) (gene cdkl1). The record is from RefSeq and is a predicted model, not a curated record. Gene Ontology annotation, biological process: protein phosphorylation. Gene Ontology annotation, molecular function: ATP binding; cyclin-dependent protein serine/threonine kinase activity. Gene Ontology annotation, cellular component: nucleus. Bases 114 to 1325 code for a protein of 403 amino acids. The transcript is spliced from 10 exons. NCBI's taxonomy places the organism in Eukaryota, Metazoa, Chordata, Actinopteri, Osmeriformes, Osmeridae.
CCCUCCGCUCUACAUCAAACUGCGCCGUACAGAAGAGGCGGAGUCGGUCAUCCAGUUCCUAUGGGGACCAGGCUGAGAGGGAAAACGUUUGCUUGCUACAUUUACAGAACUGAAUGCUCAUCCGCUCAGAAUAUGCAUGUCAACUCUGCGCGCUCCAAGCAUCUCUUGUAGCUGACCGUCAAAACGACACCUCGCUGGUCUGUGUGCUCCGGGGUGAAGGUGUGAAUCUGCUGAUGAACUGUGAGUGCUCCUUGCCCUGCCCCAGCAUGGAGAAGUAUGAGAAAAUAGGAAAGAUUGGAGAAGGAUCCUACGGAGUAGUCUUCAAGUGCAGGAACAAAGACAACGGACAAAUUGUGGCAAUUAAGAAGUUCGUUGAGUCCGAAGACGACCCCAUCAUUAAGAAGAUUGCGUUGAGAGAAAUUAGGAUGCUAAAGCAACUGAAACACUCCAACCUGGUGAACUUGAUUGAGGUGUUUCGACGUAAACGGAAGCUGCACCUGGUUUUUGAGUAUUGUGACCACACAGUCCUCAAUGAGCUGGACCGCUACCCCAGAGGUGUUCCGGAACACCUGGUGAAGAGUAUUACCUGGCAAACACUCCAAGCCGUCAACUUCUGCCACAAACAGAAUUGCAUUCACAGAGAUGUUAAACCAGAGAACAUUCUUAUCACGAAACACCAGGUCAUCAAGCUCUGCGACUUUGGAUUUGCCAGAAUACUGACCGGCCCGUGUGACUACUACACAGACUACGUGGCGACGCGCUGGUACCGGGCCCCGGAGCUGCUGGUGGGGGACACCCAGUACGGCCCCCCCGUCGACGUGUGGGCGGUGGGCUGCGUCUUCGCUGAGCUGCUCUCCGGGGUUCCGCUCUGGCCCGGGAAGUCCGACAUGGACCAGCUGUACCUCAUUAGAAAGACUCUGGGAGAUCUGACCCUUCGACACCAGCAGGUUUUCAGUAAUAACCAGUUCUUCAGUGGAGUUUCCAUUCCAGAACCACAAGAGAUGGAACCUCUGGAGCAGAGAUAUCCUCAUAUCUCAUAUCAAGCACUAAGUCUUAUGAAGGGCUGCCUGCGGAUGGACCCUCUGGAGCGUCUGACCUGCGGGCAGCUGCUGGAGCACCCCUACUUCGACACCCAGCGGGAGAAGAGCGAGAGCGCCUCGCGCGAGCUCGACCGUGCCACCAGGAGGCGCUCACGCAUCACGCGGAAACACCUUCCCCCCGGGUACUUACCACAGCUGACAAGUAGCAGCAUCUUUCCAGCUCUGGACAACAAGAAAUACUACAACAACUUACGAAAGUUCAACUACCACUUCCCUAACAUCUGAGUAUACUGCAUCCCUGUUGCUACGUCAAUAUUUACAACCAUGAUAAGCUUUUCAGUCAGUGCAGGAUAGCCCUGGGAAACAGUCAGAAGAUCCAUGGUUUUGAUUGGGCGUGCAGGUGUGUCUCCUGGUUAUGAUGUCAUUCUAUGCACUUGUGUAAUACUGAACUGUCAUGUCAGGAUCUUGGAGGAUUUCCUGUCCGACCACAGUGAGAACCUUCAGGAGUGGAGCCUGGCUGUUUUACCCUCUGAGCAUAUAUGUUAACAAUUCUUCGAAUACCACCAACUUGACCCUAAAAGUACAAUUACUGGAAGUACCAUUUCUCAGUGGCUUUGCCUGUAUUUAAGGCCUAUUUAGUUGUAUUUUGUGUGACUAUUUAGAAUGACAACGAGCAGAAAAUCUGCUCUGCUUUGUAGGUGUUUGUGUAGAAUUACAUCAUGACAUACUGCCUUAUCUUGUUUGCCAAAUGUCUUUUAUAUAUUGAGUAAGUGAUGUUUCUUGGUGGCAAACUGACUUGUUUUGGUUAAUACUGAUUGUCUUCAGUAAGUUAUAAUAAUGUGUUUCAAUUUACCGUCAUCAAAUAGUUAAAACAUGGUAUAGCCAGCAAAGUCCAUCUUGUUUUAUUCAAAAUAAUGUCUAAAAGCCAGACUGUUUACUGCACUUUAGACUGUUCUCUGAAAUGUGGUACAUGCAGUAAAUAAAACAAAACAAUUCUUCAUGUAGUAACGAUUCCUCAAAUAAGGUGCUAAGGAUUUAACUAGCCAUGUAUCUUCCACCUGACACAAUGAAAUGCCAAAUUAAUCCUGGUUUAAAUGACUAAUGAUUCGUUGUCAUCCUCCAUUUUUUCACGUAGAUAUCUUCCUCGAUGUACUUUUUGUAUGGUUGUGCUUGAUACGACGAAUGCCGAAAAAAGACUAGGAUAGGCAAAUCUGUCAAACUACGUUGAAGUCAGUGGAAUAAAGUGCUGUAUAAUGAAA